Molecule: messenger RNA, 1152 nt
Organism: Glycine soja
Lineage: Eukaryota; Viridiplantae; Streptophyta; Magnoliopsida; Fabales; Fabaceae
Exons: 1
Coding region: 162-827 (221 amino acids)
Molecular function (GO): protein binding
Source: RefSeq, a predicted model, not a curated record
AAAAAGGAGACAAGUCAAAGGAAGCACGGCGGCUACGGUACGCAUAAAGUCUCUGACAAAACAAGAAGAAGAGCAAAACCAGAAGCAGAGGUUCUGAAAUCAUCUAUUUAUAUCUCUAUCAAUCUAUCCGCAGAUCCGUGAGCAAGACGAGAAGCCAAAAAAUGGAGGCCGACGAGAAGAAAGCAAUGAUCCGCGACGUAGCGCUACAAGUCGUUUUCAUUUCCCUCACUAUUUUCAGCUUCCUCUGGAUGCACGGCCUCCCUCAAAACCUCUACGCCAAGCUCCGCCACCGUCCUCCAAACUCUCGCGCCGUCCAAGCCAAGCGCCACUUCGUCCAAGGCGCACAGCUCCUCGCCCAAGCCAGAAGAUCCAAAAGCGCUUCCGCCGCAACCUCCCUCGCCAAACAGGCCCUAGCCGAGGCCGAGAAGGCCCUCGCGCUCGACCCCAAGGACGCCGCCUCGCACCUCCUCAAGUCCAUGGCGCUCGACCUCCAGGGCUUCCGCACCAACGCGCUCGACGCGCUCGACGCCGCGUUGUCCCCUCUCGCCGCGGGGUCCCUCGCCGAGGAAGAGAGGGGCGACGCGCUGCUGAAGAGGGCGGAGCUCAAGAUCGCGAUGAGCGAGCGGCGCGUUGACUCGGUGCUGGCCGAUUUGACCGAGUCGGUGAAGCUGAGUCCGCGAAACGCGAAGGCGUGGUGCAUGCUGGGGGAGUGCUACGAAGGAAACAAAAUGGGAGAAGAAGCGAAGAAGGCUUAUAAAGAGGCUUUGGAGUUGGAGCCACAGUCGAAUGUGGCUCAAGAAGCGCUCAGCAGGUUGGGAUCAUCGUAACCGAGCUAUCGAAUGAUGUGAGGUUUAAGAUGAGAUCGCUUUUAAUUUAUAAGUGUUGUUGUUUCUAAUCUACGAUUAUGGAUAGAGUAAUUGGAUGUUGAGUUUGAGCAAGCAAUAAAUGAUUUUCACCAAAGGAUUAUAAUUCUACACUACGUUAAAAUGCGAGAUCUUAGCAAUAGAAAGGGAAACAAAAAUUUCUUACUUGUAUUUCUUGGGGGACCUCCUUCUGCCACUGGACCAUGCAGAUACAGUCCUACUUUCAUUGAAGCUCACUUUCAAGCCACUGUAAAAAAGGAAGAAUUGAAGAGAGAUCCUUUGCUACUUA